AUGCUCCUACCACAGAUAGCCGACGAACACGACGCGGACAUCCUGAUCCUGUGUGAACCAUACAGGAGAAGGACGACUCAGACGUACAUUACGAAUGAGACAGAGACCACAGCUAUCUGGGUAAGGGGUGCCACCCAAUCCCGAGUCUCUAACCGCGGUGUCGGGGACGAUUAUGUCUGGGCGAAAGUCGGCGCUGUCACUUAUGUCAGCGUCUACUUGACACCCAACUGCACCGCGGCCGAGUUCGAGAAGAAGGUGGCACUGCUAGAAGACGGUAUCAGGGACCUGCCCGGGGAUGUCAUCGUCGCAGGGGACCUCAACGCGAGGGCGAUCAAGUGGGGAAUGACGGAAGCGAACCGACGUGGACGACUACUGCUGGAGAUGGCCGCAAGACUGGACUUAGCAGUGGUAAAUACGGGACACACGCCGACGUACAGACGACCAGGGUUUGGAAACUCCAUCCCGGACGUGACGCUGACGUCGGACGGAAUCCUGUCACGGCUGAGGAGAUGGCGGGUGAUCGAGGACUAUACAGCCAGCGAUCACCAGUACAUCGUCUUCGAAGUGGCAGGAUGGACAGAAACGAGACGAACGAGAAUCCACCAACCCCCGCGGUGGAACCUUGACAAACUGGACGGACGAAAAUUUGCUGAGGAGUUGAUGCACAAUGCCGAAACGACGACAGACACAGAAAAGACGACCACAAUACUGGUAGACGGACGAGAUCGCCGAAUUGCGCAGGAUUUGCCUGGCAAAUCGGCGACGAGUGACGAGGGCUGGGGGCAGACCCGAAAGGGAAAACCUCCAGGCCAUAUACAAAACAGCACGGAAGACGCUAACGAAAGCAAUACGGGACAGCAAGACGCGAUGCUGGAGGAAGCUCUGCGAGGAGGGGCCCGAGUUCCACCAGAACUCAAAGACGCCGAAACAGUAGGACGAAUUGUUGACGGAUUGUUUCCGACGCACCCGAUACGGACGAACGUGACGGACGACGCUGACGUGCCGGCGCCCCCGUCUUUGUCGCUGAGGAGCUCACCAGAGCAACGAAGGCGAUGA
Venturia canescens is the source of this 1056-nucleotide messenger RNA. RefSeq lists its product as uncharacterized. Gene Ontology annotation, molecular function: catalytic activity. Bases 1 to 1056 code for a protein of 351 amino acids. The transcript is spliced from 3 exons. The record is from RefSeq and is a predicted model, not a curated record. NCBI's taxonomy places the organism in Eukaryota, Metazoa, Arthropoda, Insecta, Hymenoptera, Ichneumonidae.